This is a messenger RNA of Aplysia californica (California sea hare), 3638 nucleotides long. RefSeq names its product intraflagellar transport protein 80 homolog. NCBI's taxonomy places the organism in Eukaryota, Metazoa, Mollusca, Gastropoda, Aplysiida, Aplysiidae. Gene Ontology annotation, molecular function: protein binding. Gene Ontology annotation, cellular component: centrosome; intraciliary transport particle B; cilium. Bases 140 to 2500 code for a protein of 786 amino acids. The transcript has 18 exons. The record is from RefSeq and is a predicted model, not a curated record. Gene Ontology annotation, biological process: cilium assembly.
CUGAAAUACCGAAAUACGGUGCUGUGGCCGAGUGAAAUAGUUGUUUACCCCAGUUACCGGUCUUCCUUUAUUUUAUUUUCAGUUCUGCAUCUGUACCAGGGAAUACUUUUUUCUUUGUGUAUUCCAACAGUCAAGAAGCAUGCGAUUCAAAACAGCUCUUCAGAAGGAGCCAAAACAUUCUGAACUGGUGAGUUGUGUGGGAUGGACAACACCAGAUGAAGUCUACUCAAGCGCUGAUGACCACCACAUCAUCAAGUGGAACCUCACAAACAACGAGACUGCUACUCUGCUAGAACUACCAAAAGAAUGUUUUCCUACGAGUAUGCAUUGGUUCCCCAAAUCUGCUCAAAGUGGUGCUGGCAAAAAGGCUGGUUCCGAUGUCUUUGUUCUCACGUCAACAGAUGGCAAGUUUCACCUGAUCAGUCGCACGGGAAGAAUUGAAAAAAGCACAGAGGCUCACAAGGGAGCGGUUUUGUGUGGGCGAUGGAGCUACGAUGGAACAGCUCUUCUGACGGCAGGGGAGGACGGACAAGUGAAGACCUGGUCCCGAAGUGGAAUGCUACGCUCGACUCUCACACAAAACAGUAUCCCGGUAUACAGUGCAGCCUGGGGUCCGGAUUCAGACCAGGUUCUCUUCACUAACGGUCGGCAGUUGGUGAUCAAACCUCUACAGGCUAACGCCAAACCUCAGAUGUGGAAAGCUCACGAAGGAAUAGUUUUAUGUGUGGACUGGAACCACGUGAACAACCUGAUCCUGUCUGGAGCUGAGGACAAGAGAUAUAAGGUGUGGGACACGUACGGUCGACUCUUGUACAGCAGCAGUGGCCACGAGUACCCCGUCACUGCUGUCAGCUGGACACCAGACGGUGAGAUGUUUGCCGUUGGCUCCUUCAACACGCUGCGCCUCUGCGACAGUAGUGGGUGGUCUUAUGCUUUGGAAAAACCCAACACGGGCAGCAUUUUCAGCCUGGCCUGGUCAAGUGAUGGCACCCAGGUCGCUGGUGCCUGCGGCAACGGUCAAGUCAUUUUUGCCAAUGUGAUAGAGAGACGGUUAGAGUGGAAAAAUUACGAGGCUAGUGUGACUGCCAGCAAGCAAAUCCAAGUGAGGAACGUGAUGAACGACACCACGGAGAAGCUGGACUUCCGCGACCGGGUCAUCAAAGUGUCGCUGGGCUUCAACCACCUGGUAGUGGCCACCUCCUCGCAGUGCUACAUCUACAGCACCAAGAACUGGAACACACCCAUGAUCUUUGAUUUGAAAGAAGGAAGUGUAACUUUGAUCAAGCAAGCUGAGAAGCAUUUUCUGUUGGUGGACGGUACUGGUGUGUACGUGUUCUCUUACGAUGGUCGGCUGGUGUGUACACCUCGCUACCAGGGUAUGAAGGCGGACAUUUUGAACCAACAGACGAUAGCGCUCAGCAAUGACACUGUGGCCAUCAGGGACAAGACGGAUGAAAAAGUCGUGUACGUGUUUGAUGCUCAGACUGGGAAGACCAUGGGUGAUGGAAAGCCGAUUACACACAAGGUGGAGGUGAUGGACAUUGGCCUUGACCAGUGCGGCAUCACGGCCGAGCGACGGAUCACGCUGGUGGACAAGAACCGCGACCUCUUCCUCACCUCCGUCAGAAUAUUUGGCGCAGAACGGAAAGUCAUCAAGCUUGCCAACAUGAUCCAGGCGCAUGCGUGGAAUGAUGAGACAAACAUGCUGGCCGCCAUGACAGACGGCAAAAUCCUGGUGUGGUACUAUCCUAACGCUGUGUAUGUGGACAAGGAUUUGCUGCCUCGUACACUGUAUGAAAAGGACACCAGUGAGUUUGGCAAGGCGCCCCAGCUUGUAGACUUUCUGGGCAGUCACCUUAUCCUGAGGAGGGCCGAAGGAUCUCUCAUCUCUACCACCAUCUCCCACUACCCGUCAGUACUGCACAGUUUUGUCAUGAACGGCAAGUGGGACGACGCUGUCAGACUUUGUAGAUUCGUCAAGGAGGAGAAUCUCUGGGCAUGUCUUGCUGCCAUGGCAACGUACGCCAAAGACCUGAACACAGCUGAGGUGGCUUAUGCUGCGAUCAAGGAGGCCGACAAGGUUCAGUUCAUCAUCAACAUCAAGGACAUCCCCGUGAAGGAAGCGCGGAACGCUGAGAUGGCUCUCCUGUGCGGGAACCAGCAAGACGCCGAGGCCAUCCUGCUGCAGGCGACCCUCACCUUCCGCGCUAUCAUGCUCAACGUACAGCUCUACAACUGGGACAGGGCACUUGAGCUGGCGGUGAAGCACAAGACUCACGUGGACACGGUGCUGGGCUACAGGCAGAAGUUCCUGGCUCGCUUUGACAAGGAGGAGACCAACAAGAGGUUCCUGCAGUACAAGGAGGGGAUUGACGUGGACUGGGACAACAUCAACAGCAAGAUCGAGAUGGAGUAUCAGAAAGAACGGGAACGGCCGUCCGGUGGAGGAUCCUCUGCUGUCUCCGGAGGUCACAGUCGCGUCGGGCAAGCUGCCGUCUGAGCCCCAGCCCCGGCCGUGUGUGGUGGAUACAGUCUAGCACUCAUGUAGUCAACACACACAUAGUGAACGCCCACAUAGUCAAUGCACACGCAGUUAAUGCACACAUAGCCAACAUACCCACAGUGAACAUGCACAAAGCCAGCUCACACAUAGCAAACACACACACAGCCAACACAUGCAUCCCCAACACAUACAUCGCAAACACACAUAUAACCAACACACACAGCCAAUUCACCCAUAAUGAACAUAUUUCAGGUCCUGAAUUUUUUUUCUAUCUUGUUAUAUAUAUACUUUGUACAUACAUGGUGAAAUUUGUAUGUAACGAAACUAUUUCUGCAUCCAGGGUAUAUCGCUGCGUGUGUGCUAGACUGUAUUGACUGUUUCAUAGGGCAGUAGGGACGGACUUGUCAAAGGCUCAUUUGUUUUAAGACUGCUUGCUCUGGGCUAACUGUGAGCUUUCCGAUGAUCAUGUGUCUGUGAAUGGAGGGUGGACUUCCUUUACCAUCGAAGUGAUUUUUUUAAACGUGGUUUUGUUCUCCGAUUAAUUCAUGUUGUCUUAGUGCCUUCAUGGUCAGAUGGCCAGAAGGAUCCAUCUUAGCAAUAUUCUGUCCCCAAGGGUUUAUGCAAAAAAAAUUAUGAAAUCAUGCAAACUGAGCCUAAAAAUGUAAAAUUACGCGAUUCUGUUAAUUUUAACAAAGAAUUAUUUAAGGAAAAUAAUCAGAAAUUAUGCAAAAAAUUAUCAAAUUUUGCUAAAUUAUUCAGGGUGCAUAAAACUUCGGGGACAGAAUAUUCAGCCGGGAAGGCCAACUCAAAAAUGAAAGGGAGGAGGUUGUGACUUUCUAUGGUUCAAUUGUCAGAAUGAUUUAAGAGAAGCAAGUUUAGUUUUUCUGUGUAAGCCUCAGCUCUUUAAAUUAAAUGAAAUGUGCAGAGUCGCGUACUGUCUCUCGUUUUUACCUUAUGUGCUCACAAAGCUGCACACAGAAUCAUUGACAUCGUCAUGGAUGCUACAUUAUGCAAAAAUACAUAAUUCUUCUUGGUGGAGAUUUAAUUUCUGUUGUAUCCAACAUCUAGUAGUAGUAGUAGUAUAAGGUUUUACGGCGCUCGCAACUGCUAAGGUCAUAUGAGCGCGCGAAACACA